CUGGACAAUAGCAAUGAACAGCUAUUUCGUUCCAGAACCAAACUCCACUGGUCAACAGCAGGACCCGCAGAUCGCGGAGUUCGAGAAACGCGGCAACUGCAAAAACUACACCCUGAAGACACUGGCAGACUGCGUUCAUCAAGACCUGCCGCUCCGUGUGAGUGUGUCGUCAGCCACCAAGAAAGACGACUACGUAGUGUACAAUUGCACCAUUUCGAGUGCGACUACCAAAAAUGCGUGGGGUGUCUCUUACCGGUAUUCGGAGUUCCUUGCCUUCCGCAACAAGGUGGAGGAGCUGUGGACAUGCGAGGACAAAGACUGCUGUGGCUCGUGCCAAGCCAUUCGUGAUGUCAUGGCUGCCUUCUUUCCCAAGAAACGCCCCCCGAUUCUGUCGACUUGGUUCGGGGCAGUGAAUCACCGCAAAGCAAAGCUGGAAAAUGUUUUGGUGCACUUGCUCCGCUGCGUGCUGCUCCCAGGCAGUGCGAUGAAGUGUUUCCAUGCGCGUCAGAAGCUCCCUACCAAUAUAUUUGAGUUCCUUGGCGUUAAGCAUGAUGCCGAUAAGCGCUCGCUUCUGCAAGUUUUUGUGGACAGCCACCCUCCCGGUAUCAAGAAGUCAGCAACUACCACCGAUUUGUCAAUGCUGGAACACCAGAGCUCCAUGAAGAAGUCUUCAACCACACCGAACUUGUCGUCACUGGCUAUGACCACGACUUCGGGUGACUCGUGCAAUGUGGAGCAAUGUAUGAUAUGUCUGGAGGACGUAGACUUGGAUAUCCCCCACCAAAGUGGUCUGAAUGGUAACUCUCCUAUCGUUCUCCAAUGCAAACAUGCAUUCCAUCGCCAGUGUAUUUUCGAGUGGCUGCUUUUUCAGUUCCAUUGCCCCGUGUGCCGAGCCGAGGUGGGCCCUUCUGCUGUGACUAACUACUGCCGCCCGAAGAACCAAGUGCAGUGGUGGCUUGGAAACUUCAAAGAUGAUACAUUGAAUUGAGCCACAAAGUAUUAAUGCUGCAUCUUAAUAGCCAAAUAAAGUAGUGAUGAAAUAUCUGU
Phytophthora infestans T30-4 is the source of this 1047-nucleotide messenger RNA. RefSeq lists its product as uncharacterized. The transcript has a single exon. Bases 14 to 988 code for a protein of 324 amino acids. The record is from RefSeq and is a predicted model, not a curated record. Gene Ontology annotation, molecular function: zinc ion binding; phosphatidylinositol binding. Lineage: Eukaryota; Oomycota; Peronosporomycetes; Peronosporales; Peronosporaceae.